This is a messenger RNA of Fusarium oxysporum Fo47, 1479 nucleotides long. RefSeq lists its product as uncharacterized. The transcript has 5 exons. The record is from RefSeq and is a predicted model, not a curated record. Gene Ontology annotation, biological process: secondary metabolic process. Gene Ontology annotation, molecular function: carboxy-lyase activity; hydrolase activity. NCBI's taxonomy places the organism in Eukaryota, Fungi, Ascomycota, Sordariomycetes, Hypocreales, Nectriaceae. Gene Ontology annotation, cellular component: cytoplasm; cytosol. Bases 127 to 1479 code for a protein of 450 amino acids.
CGGACAGCUAGGUAUCAACUCCAUGCUGCCCAAUGUCGAGCAGGCUGUCUCUUUAUUCUUUGUCUGAACCUCAGUUCUCUAUCACCAAAACUUCAAAGAAACAAAAACUGGCAGCAUCGUGUCAUCAUGUCGGAAUCUUCAGAUCCCGCGCCGAAAUACCGCAUCCGGCCCGGAACCUUCUUUGAUGUUCCAGCCACAACACGGAUUUAUGCUGCAUCAUUUGGCAACGAACCAUUGAUCGACUUCUUCUUCCCUACCCGGCGGCAAGAUCCCCUGUCUUUCUAUACCUGGUCUUGUUGGAGAUUUCAGCGCCGGUAUUGGACGCCUGGGUAUUCACUGACUGUCGUGGCUGAUAAGCAUGAUCAUCCCGUCGGCCUAUCGUGGUGGAAGCGACCAACUCAGCCUCUAACACUUAUUCAAAAGCUCCUCUCUCCCUCGUUCUGGAUCGGUUCAGUCGUCAACGCUUUUAUCGACCUUCAAGAAUAUCUCUUCCCAGUCCAAGGUCUCAACAAGAACAACAUGCAAACCUUUGAGCAAGCAUUUUCUGCUGUUGAGCCGCAUGUGCUGGACACCCCGCAAAGGCAAAAAGUGCACUACCUUUCUCUGCUGGGUGUCGACCCUGUUCUGCAAGGAGAGGGUCUUGGCAAGAUGCUGCUUGAAGAUGGACUUGAGAAGGUAGAUGAUGAGGACUCGGUGGCUUGGCUUGUUAGUCUAGCUGGUCUGGAGAAGCUUUAUGCAAGAUAUGGGUUUGCUGAGGUGACGAAGGUGGAGGUUGAAGGGUUGCAUGAUUGGAAAGGUGGUAUGAGAAGAGUAUCAGAAUGGUCUCAAGCCGAAACUGGGAUCUCCCAAAACGAGGCUGGCGGGAGCCCAGGGUGUCUAACUAUGCUGUGUAUCUCAACUCGAAGACACUUCAUUGAAUACAUUUUUAGAAGUUACGUUAACAAGCAAUACAUCACUACAAUGAGUAUUACACUUGAGGAGCACUUUCUCUCUCAGGCAGCACACUCGUCAGAGGUAGCUACAGACGACCCAAUCCAUGGGUUUCCUACCAGUAUCAUCAACAAGCUCGUCGACCUCGAUGAUGAACGAAUAAAGAGCAUGGAUGAGAACAACAUAGCGAUUCAAGUCCUUUCUCACAUUCCCACGAAUUUUCUCACAGCCGAGACUAUAAUAGCUUGUAACGAUGAGCUUGUGGCAGCUAUACGAGCGAAUAAGCCUCGCUUCGCUGGCUUUGCCGCUCUUCAAAUGAGUGAUCCCGUCGCAACAACGCAUGAGCUUGAAAGAUGUAUCAAGUUGCAUGGGUUCGUCGGAGCGCUGAUAGACAAUCAUUCCAGCGGCAAUUAUUACGAUGGCAUUGAGUAUGAAAUCUUCUGGGCAAAGGCUGUGGAGCUCGACGUACCAAUCUAUAUACAUCCUGCCUGGCCCAGUCAAAAGGCGAAAGAGGCUUUAUACUCAGGCGGUAAUUGGAACCCCUAUUAA